Messenger RNA from Fusarium pseudograminearum CS3096, 336 nucleotides. RefSeq lists its product as uncharacterized. Bases 1 to 336 code for a protein of 111 amino acids. The record is from RefSeq and is a predicted model, not a curated record. Lineage: Eukaryota; Fungi; Ascomycota; Sordariomycetes; Hypocreales; Nectriaceae. Gene Ontology annotation, molecular function: peptidyl-prolyl cis-trans isomerase activity. The transcript is spliced from 5 exons.
AUGGGCGUUGAAAAGACCAUUAUCAAGGAGGGUAACGGCCCUUCCCCUCAGAACGGCCAGAAGGUCAGCAUGGAGUACACUGGCUGGCUCCAGAACGCGGACGGUACCAAGGGCAGCCAGUUCGAUAGCUCUGUCGGACGCGGCGACUUUGUUGUCAACAUUGGCGUUGGCCAGGUCAUCAAGGGUUGGGACGAGGGUGUCACCCAGAUGAAGCUUGGCGAGAAGGCUACUCUCGUCAUCACCCCUGACUUCGGCUAUGGUGCUCGCGGCUUCCCCGGUGCCAUCCCCGCCAACUCUACUCUCAUCUUCGAUGUUGAGCUUAAGAAGAUCGGUUAA